Molecule: messenger RNA, 2586 nt
Organism: Camelus dromedarius (Arabian camel)
Lineage: Eukaryota; Metazoa; Chordata; Mammalia; Artiodactyla; Camelidae
Gene: ATRIP
Product: ATR interacting protein
Exons: 12
Coding region: 112-2586 (824 amino acids)
Biological process (GO): DNA damage checkpoint signaling; DNA repair
Source: RefSeq, a predicted model, not a curated record
CGUGGCCCUAGCGGCUGAGGCGAGCGGCGGCGCGCGGGCGGUUGGUCCAGCCUUCCGUACCCACAGCCGCAGGCCGGACUCCAAGCCUUCGGAGGGUGGCUGGCGGCCGGCAUGGCUGGAAUGCCGGCGCUGGGCAGCAGGAGGCGGAGCGGGCCCCCAGUACCUUGCUCAGACCCGGCGCCCAGCACCGGGCAUCGCCCAAGCAAGCGGGCCCGGGGCUUCCCCACGGUCGCCGCACCGGACCCCGAAGACCCCUUCGGCGCGCACGGGGAUUUCACCGCCGACGACCUGGAGGAGCUCGACACCCUUGCGUCACAGGCCUUGAGCCAAUGCCCGGCCGCGGCUCGGGACGUGUCCAAUGUUCAUAAGGUCGCCAGAUUAGAUGGGAUGUCAAAAAAUCCUGCAGGGAAAAACAGAGAAAGUGUUCCAGUUAAAGAUCAUUUUGAAUUAGAGGUACUUCAGGCACAAUACAAAGAACUUAAAGAAAAGAUGAAGGCAAUGGAAGAUGAAGUCCUCAUUAAAAAUGGAGAAAUUAAAAUUUUGCGGGACUCCCUGCAUCAGACAGAAUCCAUCCUAGAGGAACAGAGAAGAUCACAUUUCCUUCUUGAGCAAGAGAAAACUCAAGCACUCAGUGACAAAGAAAAGGAAUUCUCCAAAAAGCUCCAGUCACUACAGUCUGAACUCCAGUUUAAAGAUGCAGAGAUGAAUGAAUUAAGGACAAAGCUUCAGAGCAGUGAACGAGCAAAUAAACUAGCUGCUCCCUCCAUUUGCCAUGUCAGUCCUAGGAAAAGCCCUUCUGUGGUUGUAAAGCCAGAAGCUUGUUCUCCACAAUUUGGAAAACCGCCUUUCCCUACGAAGGAGUCUUUUAGUGCUAACAUGUCCCUUCCCCAUCCAUGCCAGACAGAGCCAGGAUGCAAGUCCCUGGUGGCCAGAGAGGUUUCAGAGACUAAGAUCCAUAGUCUGGGAGGUGACCCCAUAAAGCAGGAAGAGUCCCAGAAAAGUCUUGUUGACAGCUGGAUGCAGAAGUCAAACACUCAAGGUUCCAUUUUGAUAAACCUUCUCCUGAAGCAGCCUUUGAUCCCAGGGUCAUCCCUAGGUCUGUGCCACCUCCUCAGCAGUUGUCCUGAGGCCCCUGCCGGCACCUUGUUGCAGCUACCAGGGUUUGGCAGUACCUUGAUUGGGAUUUCAGGCCUGAGGACAACAGGUUCUCGCGAUGGGUCAUUUCCCCUCUUGGCUCUGAGAGAAGCACAGAACCUGGCACUGACUGGACUGAAUCUGGUGGCCAGAAAUGAAGGCUCCUAUGACAAAGACCCAGCAGAGGGAGGCAGAAUGGCCUUCCCGCUCUGCCAGCUUCGUGGAGCAGUGCAUCUCCUCCCCCUGGUACAGUUCUUUAUCAGCUUACACUGCCAGGCUCUGCAGGAUUUGGCAAUAGCCAAAAGAAGCGGAGCACCUGGGGACUCACCAACACAUCCCCCCUGCGUGAGCUCUGGGGUAGAGGCCAGCCCCGAGGACUCAGUUUGCAACCUGGAAGGCUUCUCUGUGGCUUCACUGAACAUCCUUCAGCACCUGGUGUGCCACAGCGGAGCAGUUGUCUGCAAGUUACUGUCAGGAGCCGGUGCAGAUUCUGCUGUUAGGGAAGGAGACCAGAGUCUGGUUCAUGGACAUGGUCACGGGAAUGUGACCUCAGCCCCAGGGGGGCUUGCCAAUGACCAAAGCCAGCAUCCACUAUUGAAGAUGCUUCUUCAGCUCUUGGCUUUAUCUUCUGCAGCAACAGGUCACCUUCAAGCCAGUAUCCUCAGCCAGUGCCUUAAGGUUUUGGUGAAAUUAGCUGAAAAUGCUUCCUUCGAUUUCCUGCCCAGGUUCCAGUGUGUGUUCCGGGUACUGCCACAGUGCCUCAGCCCAGAGACACCCCUGCCUAGUGUGCUGCUAACUGUUGAGCUCCUGUCCCUCCUGGUGGACCACGAGAAGCUCGCACCUCAGCUCUGCUCCCACCCGGAAGGCUGCCUCCUCCUGCUGCUGUACAUGUACAUCACGUCAAGGCCCGACAGAGCGGCCUCGGAGACACAGUGGCUUCAGCUGGAACAAGAGGCUGUGUGGCUCCUGGCUAAGCUUGGUGUGCAGAGCCCCUCCUCCCCAGUCACUGGCUCCAGCUGCCAGUGCAACGUGGAGGUGGUCAGAGCACUCACAGUGAUGCUGCACAGACAGUGGCUGACGGUGCGGAGGGCAGGGGGGCCCCCGAGAACAGACCAGCAGAAGCGGACAGUGCGGUGUCUGCGGGACACGGUGCUGCUGCUGCACAGCCUGUCCCAGAAGGACAAGCUCUUCACUGUGCACUGCGUGGAGGUCCUGCAUCAGUAUGACCAGGUGAUGCCCGGGGUCAGCACGCUGAUUCGAGGGCUUCCUGACGUGACAGACUGUGAAGGUGAGCGGUGGCAGGGCCCCUUCCUGCUCCAGCCCACGUGUGGGGUUUGCCCCCAAAUCCAUGGGCAAGUCAGACUUCCUGGCCGUAGAUCAGCAGCACUCCAUCCACACAGCCUCUGCCAGCACUGGGGCCAUUCUUGUCUUCCCGCUCUGGGUCUUCUCUGA